UUUUAUUCGAACUGUAUUAUAGUUUUAACUAAAUGCAAUGGAAUGCCUUCAUUUUACCGAAAAGUUAUAAUAAACAGUUUUAUUUAAUCAAAACAAACAAAGUAGUUAAAUUCGGUCUAAGUCUUGAAGUUAGUGCUUCUAUUACAAUGAAUUUGGUUGUAACGUUGGUGCUAAUUUUCGCCUACAUAGAAUCUAUACAAAGUUUCGAUUCAAGGAAUAUUGUGUUCACGAUAGUGAGCCAGCCGGAGCCGUACCACGCCAGUGUCGCCAAGCGACUCAAACAGGACAUUGAGAACCAAGUGCUGCAACUAGAAAAACGUUAUCCAAAAACACAUAUAACACACGAGGAUUUCCCGGUGUCUGGUGCAUGGACGAUCCUGCCUCUCCUCGCGCCUCUGACGUCACAGUACAGACGUAGUGACGUCAGAUGGGUGCUGUUCGUCGAGACGCAUACAGCAGUGCGCUGUGACAAGCUCAUUCAGGCGCUCGCGGCUGCUGAUAAACAGAAGGACGUGAUGUGGAUAGGCUACCCUCUCAGUGAUGAGGAGCCGACCAUCAUCCACCACUUCACGUUCUACGAGGACCUGGAGGAAGAAGGUGGCUUCGUGUACCCUAACUUUGCCAGCGGUUUCGCCAUGAGGAUAGAACUAAUUGAAAUCCUUCUAAAACAGAUUGAAAACGGGCAGCGUCGCCUGGAGGCAGACUUCUCAAUAGACCCGGCGUUUGAACUGGCGCAACUGGUGUAUGGAGGUGGCACUGACCCUGGACCUCUGCUGACACCAGACCUCAGCUUCUGCAUUGUGUCUGGAGACAAUUGUGCGACGUAUCCCAGGCAGUUCGAUAUAUGUGGCAGUCCCAUACCUGAGGACUCGAUAUACUUCGCGGUGAAGACCUGGACUGGCUUCCACAACACCAGGGCCAGGGUUGUCAAGAAGACCUGGGGAAGACACGUGACACAUUUGGUGUUUUAUAGUGAUACAGAUGAUCCUUCUCUCCCGGCGGUCAGCACAGGGGUAGCAAACAGUAAGACUGGACACUGCGCUAAAACUAUGACCAUCUUGAGAAUGGUGCUCAGGAGAGUGAACAAUAUGCCCCAUAUCAAGUGGAUAUUCUUGGCUGACGAUGACACUAUACUUGGGGUCCAGCGACUGUGUGAAGUGCUCAGUUGUUACCGUGGUGGGGCUGAUGUGACCGUGCUUGGGGAGAGGUACGGAUACGGGUAUGGGAAGAAAGAAACUGCUGCCAAAGGCUACGACUACAUAACGGGUGGCGGCGGCACGGCGCUGAGCGUGGGCGGUGCGCGCGCGCUGGCGGCGUGCUCGUGCGGCGCCGCGCUGUCUGCCCGCGCCGCGCCCGACGACAUGACGCUCGGCGCAUGCGCACACCAUCGGCUCAACAUCUCCAUGACGCACUCUCCGUUGUUUCAUCAGGCCCGCCCCCAAGACUACGCUCGUGAGGUAUUAACAAGAGACCGUCCAGUGUCCUUCCACCGACACUCCUCACCAGAACCGACCAGGGUGUACGCCACCUGGUUCCAACAUGAUGACCUGGCCGUCAGGAAGACCAGGAGAAGAGAUGAGCUCUGAACAAGGAAGGUACUGCUCAAAUAUGACAGUAUAUUAGUUCACUGGUAAUAUUUAAAGUUUGUUAUUGGCAUUUUUGAAAAGAUUUGUUAAGAAUAAUAGUCGUUUGUCGUUUACUUUCUUAGUAAAUGUAUUUAUUUGUACUGAUAUAUUAUAUACUAUGUUGAACGGCUUAAUAUCAUAAUUAUCGUAAUGCCGACGAGGCUACUCGUCUAGUUUCAAGCCACACUCGGGGCCAUUGUAGUGUACAGUAUCAUCGUACGCAUUAUCAUCACCCACCAUAGAUAAUGGCAAAACACAAAUCUAAAAUGUUACUAAAAUAUUAUAAAUGCGAAAUUUGUGCGUAUGUUUGUUACUCAAUCGCAUCAAAACGACUGAACGGAUCGGAGUGAAAUUUGUAACAGGGAUAGAUUAUGGUCUGGAAUAAUACAUCAGCUACUUUCUAUCCCACGUGACCGGCGAAGCUGCUGGCAGAAGCAAUAAUUAAAAAGAAAUGUGAUAAAAUGACAUCACAAAUAUUAUCAUUAUUCACUAACAAUAGAUUUUUAGUUUUCAUUUCGCUUGUAGAUGCAUUUUUUAGCAUGCGGUGUGCAGCACCACCCCCCUUUCG
This is a messenger RNA of Spodoptera frugiperda (fall armyworm), 2193 nucleotides long. RefSeq names its product beta-1,3-glucosyltransferase. The record is from RefSeq and is a predicted model, not a curated record. Gene Ontology annotation, molecular function: acetylglucosaminyltransferase activity. The transcript has 11 exons. Lineage: Eukaryota; Metazoa; Arthropoda; Insecta; Lepidoptera; Noctuidae. Gene Ontology annotation, cellular component: membrane. Bases 33 to 1586 code for a protein of 517 amino acids.